Messenger RNA from Drosophila nasuta, 1416 nucleotides. RefSeq lists its product as uncharacterized. The record is from RefSeq and is a predicted model, not a curated record. The transcript is spliced from 2 exons. Bases 80 to 1321 code for a protein of 413 amino acids. Lineage: Eukaryota; Metazoa; Arthropoda; Insecta; Diptera; Drosophilidae.
AAAUCGUAUAUAAAUUGGGACAGCAGUCUUGCAAGUUUUUAGUCUUUUUAUAAACAUUCAACAUAAAGCACGUACAAAAAUGUCAGCUGAUAUUGAUAACUAUAAUGCCGAUGAGUUGGUAGCACCUGAAUGGCUAAAUGAACACUUCUUUAAAGACGUUCUAACGCAUGAUCAUAAUGAUCCUAACGUGAAAGUGAUAGACUUUAAAAUAUCUCCAGCAACUGCUAAAGGAGAUCAUUAUGCGAGUAUUAUGUUUCGAGCAGAGAUUGAGUAUUCAAUAGGUGAUGAAAAGCUUUCGAAACCAAUCAUCAUCAAAACAAUGCCCGAGCAAGAAGGUCACAAGAAAGAGUUUCUCGGCGAGGCGAAAUUCUUCCCAACUGAAAUUGCAAUGUACACAGAAGUGUUACCAAAAUUGGAGGCAAUUCUACGCGAGGCUGGCGACGAGACAAGUUUAUGUGCCAAGUGCAUAUAUCACACGCUUGAACCGCGCCAGGUGAUGGUCUUCGAAGAUCUGGUGCCUCAGGGUUACUCGGUUGUGCGGAAGAGAGUAGCUAACUUGGAGGAGAUCAAAGCUGCAAUUGCGAAGCUGGCCAAAUGGCAUGCAGUUAGUUUCAAGUUGCUCAAGGAAGAUCCUACAGUGUUCGAUAAAAUGAAGUAUGAUUUGACUGAAGUUCCCAACUACCUCGAACAGGAUUUCAUGAAGACUAGCCUACCAAACCUAAUCAAGUCACUUGGAAAGAAUGAUAAGCUAAAAGGUUAUCUCAAAUAUCUGGAGCCAUUAACAGAGACUCUUUUGAGCCGCUGGGUUGAAAUCAUACGUGAAUACAGAGAGAAUCGCCAAGAAGAUGCUUACUAUGUUUUAUGCCACGGCGAUUUUCAUCUAAAGAAUAUGAUGUUUAAGGGAACCGAAUGCAUGCUCUUGGACUUCCAAAUAUCCUAUGUAGGAUCUAUGACAAAUGAUUUAUUGUAUGCCAUGUAUUUAUUCUAUGGCCCCGAAGAGCGUCGAGACAGAUAUGACGAGCUUAUUUAUUUUUACUUCACUAAUUUAACAAACACUUUAAAAACUAUUGGCUAUCAAGGAAAGUUGCCAAGCUUAGUUGAGUUUCGAAAGCAAUUAUUCGAAAGGAGACAUCAUGAAAUUUUUUUGAUGUCAAUAUUCUUGCCUGGAUUUAAUUGCAUGAGAAAAGGCCAAGAUCCUGGAGAGUUGAUGACGGACCCUACAAAAUUGGCUCAAAUGUUUGAUGAUAAAGACUUUCAUGAAGAAUUAGAAUAUCUGCUACCUCGUAUGCUUCAUUUAGGCUACUUUGAGCAGCUUGAAUGAAUGUAUUACUCUUAUCUUUAUCUAUAAUACAAGCGUUCAAAAUCAAUAAAAAUAUUGGGACGUAGUUUCAUUUCUGUGAUUAUGCUUUGUCAUAU